AUUGCCACAACCAACGUAUGGUAUACCACCUGGGUAUCUCAAUGGACGUACUCUACCUACCGGAACCUCGAAUAGACAACAAUCGAGCUCACAAAACGCCAGACAAAGUGGAAUGAGAGUGAAUCCAGCACCAAACGGUUGGUCUGCACCUUCUAAGCUAUUUAAUAGACCACCUCAACCACUACAAUCACGUGUUAUAUUAGAACAGCAGCAAGCACCGCGAUUAGCACAAGUGGGAUAUCAACAACCACCACAAGCACAUAAUGAAGAGAAACUAACAUCUGGGGAAGCUCAAAAGCAACUAAAUGAUCUAGUACAAGGUGUAAACGCAGACUUUGCUGAUGUUGAUCUUUCGCAAGCGCAAGAUAACAAGGUAGAUGGUAUGUCCGAUUUGACGCUACUCAAGCAUCAAAUUACAGGUAUCGCAUGGAUGAAAGACAGGGAAUCCGGUGUGAAGAAUAAAUACGGGGGUAUAUUAGCAGAUGAUAUGGGUCUUGGUAAGACUAUACAAACACUCGCUGUUAUCAUAGGAAACAAACCUAGCGAAGAGACGCGUAAAAAUUACGGUAAAACUACUCUUAUCGUUGCACCACUCGCCGUCGUUUCUCAGUGGGAGUCUGAAGCGAAAUCCAAAUGUGAUAAUAUCAGAGUUCUUACUCAUCAUGGUCCAUCUAGAACUAGAGACGCGACUAAGUUUAAAGAUUACGAUAUUGUGGUUACCAGCUAUCAGAUCGUUUCUUCAGAACAUAAAGUAUGGCAAGAACAAGGCGAGAAUACCAACAAAAAGGAAGAUAAAGAUGGUUUCGUAAAGAAGACGAAAUCAACGAAGAAACCACUAUGCGCGCUAUUUGAGACCAACUUUUACAGAAUCGUACUCGAUGAAGCUCAAAAUAUCAAAGGGAAGACAAGCAAGAUGAGUUUAGCAUGUGCCGCACUGAAUGCGCGCCUUAGGUGGUGUUUGACGGGUACACCGAUACAGAACAAUGUCGAUGAAUUAUAUGCUUUGUUGCGUUUCCUCAAGAUACAGCCAUUCAGCGACUGGGAUGAAUUUAAAGCACGUAUUGUCGUCCCAUUGAAAGGUGGUCGUGUUAAAGUCGCAAUACAGCGCUUACAGGUCAUUCUCAAACUGAUCAUGCUCAGGCGGACAAAAGCGAGUGCAAAUGAAGAUGGUACUCCACUACUCAAGCUUCCAGCUAAGCAUAUACUCGACAUAAGUUGCGAUUUCGACAAGGAAGAGCGUCAAUUCUACGAAAAUGUGCAUAACAGAGCUGAACAACAGAUCAGCAAAUUCGUUACAGAUGGCAACAUUAAUAGCAGAUAUACAAGUGUCCUCACAAUGCUCUUGAGAUUACGUCAAGCUUGUUGUCACCCUCAACUAGUUACGAAAGCUUAUACAGCUGAUGAUUUUGUUUCUAAUGAUAUAAAUACCACCUCAAAUAAGGACGUCGAGGAGGAGCAAGAUCAACAAGCUGCAGAUGACCUCGCUGACCUCUUUGCAGGAAUGGGUAUGGAUGAAUCUAAAAAAGGCGUCAGAGGCGUCGAUGAGGAUCUGAAUAUUAAGAAAAGCAAUAAAUCUGCUCUCGAUGAGCUAGUAGAUAGUGCUAAAAUUAGGGCGAUCAUGCGAAUAUUGAGUGAUAUUCAUAAUGGAAGUCAAGACAUAUCCCCCGUUUCAAAGGAGAAAGAAGAAAAGAGGGUAGAAAAGAAGGAAGUACAGAAGAAAGAAUCCAAACCAGUCAGACUCGAUCCUGCUGGAAGGCCCUCCAAAGCCAUACAAUUGAGCGAUAGUGAAGAUGAUGACCUUGAUGCUAUCAUAAAACGUACUGCGUCGAUGGAUAUAAAGAAAGCAAACGAUUCCAGUAAGCCAAGUAAGAAAAAGUCCAAUAGUCGGAUUGUCAUGAGUAGCGAUGACGAAGACGAGGUAAUACCGACAUUAAAAGCAACGGAAAGCAAGAGCACGUCAGUCCGGAAGAAAGGACCUAAGCCUGACUCUGCUAAUGCGGAGAAGACUAUUAUCUUCUCGCAAUUCACUACAUUCCUCGACAUCAUUGAGAGAUUCGUCAAGCAUGCGGGAUACAAGUAUGUCCGAUACGACGGAACAUUGAAUCCAACAGAGCGCGGAGCCGUAUUAGAUCGCAUACGGUCAGAUGAUAAAACCACCGUCAUCCUCAUCUCCUUCAAAGCAGGUUCAACGGGUCUGAAUCUAAACGUAUGUUCGCGCGUGAUUCUGGCGGACAUGUGGUGGAAUCCUGCACUAGAAGACCAAGCAUUUGAUAGAGCACACAGACUGGGACAAAAGCGAGAAGUACAUAUAUAUAAGUUGACCGUAGGGCAGACUGUCGAAGAUCGUAUUCUCGAGCUGCAAAAGAAGAAGCGGGAACUCGCAGAUGCCGCACUAAGCGGGAAGGCAGUCUCCAAUAAGCUCGGUCUCAAUGAGAUGCUCGAUCUCUUUAGAAGGGACGACCAACAAGAUAAUGAUGAAGAUUAGUAUCAUUUAAACUUUCUUGUGUAUCUUAAUAUCAUACAGCGAAUAUUUUAUAAGCAA
Molecule: messenger RNA, 2542 nt
Organism: Wallemia mellicola CBS 633.66
Lineage: Eukaryota; Fungi; Basidiomycota; Wallemiomycetes; Wallemiales; Wallemiaceae
Exons: 9
Coding region: 113-2485 (790 amino acids)
Cellular component (GO): cytoplasm
Molecular function (GO): ATP-dependent chromatin remodeler activity; ATP binding
Source: RefSeq, a predicted model, not a curated record